AUGAAGCUUCGCCAUCGCCGAAGCUUUUUCGCCUCUACGGUCUUGCUCGCAAUCGUCUUCCUCCAUAUCUCCGACAACCCAGAUAGCGUUUCCGCUCAGGAAUCCGAUGGAAGUAGUUGCAUUCUCGACAUCCAACCCCCCGCUGACGAUACCAGCUGCGAUGGUGAUCGCCGGCGUCAGGCCGGCAACUGGGGAGGCUUCAUCGACGGCGGUGAUGAUUGCUGCACACCUGCUUUCGACGACUACUUGUUCGGAUUGGCCCGGUGGGCUUCUCAGUCGGGUCAGGUAUUCUUGAAUUCCACGGACCAGAGCCGCUGCCUGACCGGAACCAGCUGCGGCUUCGACAAGCUCACCCGCGGAGCUAGCGGCUGUUCCAGCUUUACAGUGGCUGAUGUUGCUUACAAGCUGAAACCCCAGCUGGAAUCACUUGAUCAGGGCUGCAAUUUCACCGAGGAUGCUUCCAGUCAGCACUGCAGCAGAUGUUCUGCGAAGUGGGAGGAGAUUCGGGCGUCGUUGGACCAUGGGUCGAGCUCUGAAACUGAGCUAUGCAGGUUUGCAGUUCUGGUCACAUUGACCAGCAACUGGGCUGGUUCGAGAGACCAAGUUCAGCCACUCUAUGGCUGCCUUUCUCAAGAAAUCCUGAUCGUGAGCCUUAGCGUUGGGGGAGUGGCAGCGAUCCUCGUGUUGCUGCUAUGGAUCAUGAGCAGAAGGAAGUCUCAGCAAACACGAUCACCGGCUGAAUCUGGUUCCUUGCGUACUGCACAAAAAAAUCUGAACUUCAAGCAGCCUAACAAUCUCAAGAUAUCAAUAAAGGAGAUUUACUCGGCAACAAAUCAUCUCACUGAAUCGAACUUCAUCGGUCAAGGGAUAGCCGGAAAGGUUUACAAAGGGAAAUUGUCGGAUGGGCAGGCGGUUGCAGUGAAGCACAUAGUGAGUGAUGGCCAUGUAGAGACCUUUGUGAGAGAGGUCACCAGUCUUUCUCAUGUCAAACAUCCUAACCUCGUCGCUUUGACCGGAUGUUGCAAGCAUGAAGAUGAGUACUUCCUGGUUUACGAGCUCUGCGAAAAUGGCAACUUAUCAGAAUGGCUCUACAGUAAGAGACAGCCCACCAACAUUCUUCUUGAUUCCAAUUUCCAAGCAAAGCUGUCGGAUUUCGGGCUUUCCAAGGUUAUGAACUUGGGACAGUCGUUUGUGAGUUCAGAAGUGCGGGGAACGUUUGGUUAUGUGGAUCCCGAGUAUCAGAGGAACCAUCAUGUCAAUGCUAAGGGGGAUGUCUAUAGUUUUGGUAUAGUGUUGAUGCAAAUUCUAUCUGGACAGAAGGUGAUCAACAUGAAUCAUAACACACAUAUGCAGCUCAACAAAAAGGCCUCGUACAUAGCCACAUCAGGGAAUAUCGCAGAAUUUGCUGAUCCUAAACUCAACGGGGAGUAUUCUACUGAAGCGUUUGAGAUUUUAUUCAAGCUGGCCCUGUCAUGCUCAGGUGGUAAGAAGGACAGACCAACAAUGGAGAUGGUGGUGACAAGAUUAGAGAAAGCACUUGACAUCUCUAUGCGAUCGUCGAGCUGAAGAAAGUACUAGACUUCUCAAUGAGAUCGUCAAGAUGACUAAAGGGUGAACAAAUCCAAUCAAGCUGACCAGAAGGCCUUGCUUGUGUAUCAAAUAUGAAAGUCUGUAGUACAUCAUUACACUUCUACAACACUAAGUUACUACAGUAUCAUUUCAUAUACAAGACAGGAAAAGAAUUACAACAGAAUAGAUAUGUAUUUUUGUACAAAGCUUCAUUUUAAAAAUGCAGAAGCCAAGACAAUGUGAUGUUGGUAGCUCUUCAAAAACCCGAGCUAAUGUCAACACAAACAAAGGAGGCAAGCAUCCUCUACACGAUUUCAGUGUAUAUACAGUGGGCAGAUGCUUGCAAAUGAAAUGAAAAGAAUGAAAAAUGUGGAAUACCCAAAUGAUAAAAAUGGCUUUGGGUUUACCACGCAUGAACAAAUCGUUCCCAAGGAAGAACUGUUGCUUUCGAAGUGGAGGAGGUUCUUUCAUAGAAUUCAUGAAGAACCUUAAUGAGAGCACCAGCUUUCUUGCUUGCUCGAGAUGUGCCUUCGCUGAGUUGGGAAUAUAAUGAACCCAUCAGAGAAGGGCUACGAACCAGAUAAGCCACCACAUCUUCACCACCAUUGAUGGAUAUAGCAAGCAACAGGCAGACACAAUGCUCCAUUGUGGCCCUUGGAUUGGCAGCAGCCAAAAUCCGCACAACCUGAGGCAAAGCUCCGCAUCUAAUAAUCGCUUUUGCCCCCUCAGGUUUCUCUGCUAGUGUUGCCAGAACUGCUAAAGAAUCCG
Messenger RNA from Linum tenue, 2337 nucleotides. Lineage: Eukaryota; Viridiplantae; Streptophyta; Magnoliopsida; Malpighiales; Linaceae. The record is from the annotation of a GenBank genome assembly.